Molecule: messenger RNA, 2458 nt
Organism: Stegastes partitus (bicolor damselfish)
Lineage: Eukaryota; Metazoa; Chordata; Actinopteri; Pomacentridae
Product: beta-arrestin-1-like
Exons: 14
Coding region: 1-990 (329 amino acids)
Biological process (GO): G protein-coupled receptor internalization; signal transduction
Cellular component (GO): photoreceptor outer segment; photoreceptor inner segment
Molecular function (GO): G protein-coupled receptor binding
Source: RefSeq, a predicted model, not a curated record
AUGAGUCCCAAACACGUCGUCUUCAAGAAGGUUUCCAGAGACAAAUCAGUGGCCGUCUACAUGGCGAAGAGGGAUUUCGUGGAUCACUGUGACUUCGUGGAUCCAGUCGACGGAGUCGUCCUGAUCGAUCCGGUGCAGCUCAAAGGGAAGAAAGUGUACGUGAUGCUGUCGUGUACGUUUCGCUACGGCCGCCAGGACAUGGACGUGAUGGGCGUGGCCUUCAGGAGGGACCUGCUCGUGGUGACCCGGCAGGUUUAUCCGGAGCUGCAGGACAAAGAGAAGCUGACCCACAACAAGAUCCAGCAGAAGUUGCUGCGGAAGCUGGGAGACAACGCCUUCCCCUUCUUCUUUGAGUUUCCAGACAACCUGCCGUGUUCUGUGGCUCUGCAGCCCGGACCGUCGGACGUCGGGAAGAAAUGCGCCGUGGAGUUCGAGGUGAAGGCGUUCUGCGGCGACAGCCAGGACGAGAAGGUCGACAAACAGAGUUCUGUUCGCCUCACCAUCAGGAAGAUCCAGUUCAGUCCGGAGAACAGCAAAGUGGUUCCAACAGCGGAGACCACCUUCGAGUUCCUGAUGUCCGAGAAGCCUCUGCACGUCAAGCUGAGUCUCCCCAAAGAGACGUUCUAUCACGGCGAGCCGCUCAAAGCCAACGUUGAAAUCACCAACUCGUCCAGCAGGAACAUCAAAGACAUCAGCGUGUCAGUCGAGCAGGUGACCAACGUUGUUCUUUACUCCAACGACAAAUACGUCAAAUCUGUGGCCAAAGAAGAGACCAGGUCAUCUCUGCUGCUGGCCUCCAUCAGGAUGGUUGGAUCGAGUGAGCUGUCUCUGGAGGUUCCCUUCAGGCUGAUGCAUCCCAAACCCGAAGCAGCUCCGUUACCUUCAGCCAAGGAGAGUGAAACGGACGACAUGGUGUUCGAGGACUUUAAACGGGCCUAUCUGAAGGGAAUCGUCUACGGAGACGACGACGAGUCGCCCACCGAGGCCUGAACUACAAAGAUGGCCGACGGAGCGGUCACCGUCCGGUUUGCUUCUCCACCGGGCUCACUGUGGUUAAUUUAGUUUUCUGUAGCGCCACCCUCAGGACAAACCAUCUGGCUGCAAUGGACGCAGCAGCCUGCUGGGGGCGCUAGCAGGAACCAGCAUCAUUAUCAGGUGGAACACAACAACUCUGUCUCCCAGAAAUCACCUUUAAAUUUAAAUAAUCUGCCCCUUCUAAUAGAAACGUCAAGAUAAUUAUUAUUUCUAUUAACGUGUCGAGGAAACGUACUCCCGUCUUUUACUGCAGUAACGCGCUGAAUGCAGUACUUGUACUGUUAACGGGGUGUUUGGAAAGUAAGCAGUCGGACGCCCCAGAUGUACACUUCAGGUACAAGACUACUGUCGGCAGUUUGUUAGGUUUUAUUGUGAUGCCGCCCCCUGGUGGUCAUAGUAGGGCAGAAUAUGGGGUGACGUGUUUAUUGAGCCACAGAGUCGGCGUUAGGAGGAGGUCGGGGUUGAUGGAUGGGUCGACUGUAGAGAUCGUUUAACCAGCUCUGGCUGAUUUACUGAAACACAAACCCGUUUACGUUUUCUGUUGAAGAGGAGUUGUUGUUAAUUAGCACGACGUGACACAAUUUGGACAAACGUCGGCACUGAGCAUGAAUGUAGGAUAAGCUAAACGUUGUUGAUCCUUCACUGGGGAAAUGUACGAGUUACUGGAAACAGACGAGGCUUUGAAGAGGCAGAAUGUGAAACACAAAAAGUCUAAUAAGGCUGAAAACAACGAUACAGUAAAGGUCUGAUAAAGACAAUGUUCAGGUAUGACUUCAGCCACCAACACCAAACAGCUUCUGUUGACUCUGGGCUGCGUUCGCCCUCCAUCCACCCCGAGCUCCUCCAGCAGCUCAGAAACUCAUUCCAACAAAAACUCUGAAUUCAUUUGAUUUUUAAUUCUAUUAUUGGAACAUCUUUAGAAGAAUUGAACAUAAUAAUAAACCUUCAGUCUAAUUUGUCUUUAACUUUGUUUAUUGUGUUUAUUGUGUGUUUUGUCUCUUUUCUUGGCAAAUCAAUUCCAACGAGAUUCAUUCAUCAUGUGUUUGUUGUUGACGUCUUUAAUCUGUCGGUUCUGUGGAGCGGCUGAGCGACACGUGGAGGUGAUUCUGGGAGGCAGAGUUCUGCAGUUUCUCCACCAUCAGCUAAUCUGAUCGUCGGUUUGGUUUUAGGCGAAGAAAACGGUGAAAGUGUUUCCGACUGUUCGCUGCGACGCUCUCGGUGGACGAACGUAGAAAAAAAAAAAAAGCAUCCGUAGAAAAGCUGCUUGUUAAUCUGAAGGCUGUGAGUCUGGAUGGGACUUCGUUAGGCCGUCUGUAGGUUGAACUAAAGCCUGAGAGUUUGUUAGUGGUAGAAACACGAUGAUGUAGUUGAACCUGUUGUGUUUCUGACAGCGACAACAAAUAAAAGAUUCUGAGUGAACGUC